Messenger RNA from Colletotrichum lupini, 537 nucleotides. RefSeq lists its product as uncharacterized. The record is from RefSeq and is a predicted model, not a curated record. The coding region runs from base 1 to 537 and encodes 178 amino acids. The transcript is spliced from 8 exons. Lineage: Eukaryota; Fungi; Ascomycota; Sordariomycetes; Glomerellales; Glomerellaceae.
AUGCCAAGCGCCCGCCCGUUAUCCGAGGGUUCGGCGCAAACGGCUGCCUUCAAAAUUCCCUUAGUCGAAGUUUCCCGAUCAUCCAAACUAUCUCGAUCUUUGUACGCAUCCAAAGUGCAGAUCUUGCGAUCGGGCACCAAGAAAUAUUCUAAACACAGCGACCGGCAAUUUCCUCGUCAGCACUUUUACUCGUUACUGCACCGAAAUGGCUCGUAUCGGGAGGUUUCCAACUUUAUCGCUUUCCUCCGAAAUAACACACGCUCCGACGACCCUUCGCAGCCAGCGAAUGCUGUCCUGGAGGAUUCUCAAUCAUUUAGCCCAGGGUCUCGUCAUGCAAAUAAGUGGGUGUAUGGCAGCGAUGUAUCAGCCUGGCUGUGGAAGUAUGAGACUGAAUUGAAGUUUACGAUGACCGAUGAAAAAGGCUUUCGUGCAAUAUUGCUUGCUAUUCCUUUUUCACAUUUUCUUACCGUUACCAUCCAAAGACCGGUCAUCCCAGUGCGUUCCGGUUCGAGCAUCAAUGGUGCUAAAUUCUGUUAA